GGCGCCAGGCGGCCGCUAAGAGCUGAGGGCGGCAGCUGAAAGCUGAGGAGUUAAAGCUGCGAUGUUUCGUAUCGAGGGCCUCGCGCCGAAGCUGGACCCGGAGGAGAUGAAACGGAAGAUGCGUGAGGACGUGAUUUCCUCCAUACGGAACUUCCUCAUCUAUGUGGCCUUGCUGCGAGUUACUCCUUUUAUCUUAAAGAAAUUGGACAGCAUAUGAAGAUUGGGUAUCACAUGUGAUAUGAAGAUAUGAAGAACUUGGUUACAGUUUCUACUCCUGUCUGCAAAUGAAUAGGCCCAGAAAGGUGUGAGAGACUUUGAUUGGACGUAAAUAUUCUGCUUGUUAAGAACAAGUUUGGCUCUGGUAAUUGACCUUCAUAGCUAAAAUAUAAAACUAUUUGGGAAUUAUGAAAAGAUGUCUUGUGGUCAUGGUGUACCCUUAUGCCUGUGAUAUUUGGCCUCUGUGAAUGUUGGUGUGAUUGUAAAUAAUGUCAAACUCCAUUUUAAAGCAAGUAUUAGUUAUAAGGGAACUGGGUCUGAAAUGGC
Messenger RNA from Otolemur garnettii (small-eared galago), 543 nucleotides. It is a transcript of the gene TOMM5, whose product is annotated as translocase of outer mitochondrial membrane 5. The transcript is spliced from 2 exons. Lineage: Eukaryota; Metazoa; Chordata; Mammalia; Primates; Galagidae. The record is from RefSeq and is a predicted model, not a curated record. The coding region runs from base 62 to 217 and encodes 51 amino acids. Gene Ontology annotation, cellular component: mitochondrial outer membrane translocase complex.